Fonsecaea pedrosoi CBS 271.37 is the source of this 966-nucleotide messenger RNA. RefSeq lists its product as uncharacterized. Bases 1 to 966 code for a protein of 321 amino acids. The record is from RefSeq and is a predicted model, not a curated record. Gene Ontology annotation, cellular component: membrane. NCBI's taxonomy places the organism in Eukaryota, Fungi, Ascomycota, Eurotiomycetes, Chaetothyriales, Herpotrichiellaceae. The transcript has a single exon. Gene Ontology annotation, molecular function: palmitoyl-(protein) hydrolase activity.
AUGACCUCCUCCUACCUCUCCUGGCUACGCAUACCCGUCUUCGCCACCUCUGGCCUCGCCGCUCUCGGAAGCAGUCUCCUCUAUUUCAAGCAGAAUGACAUUAUCUACCCCGCAAAUCUACCUACCGGUUCAAGGUCGAUUGUCGACCGUCCUGAAAAGUACGGCAUUGAGGAUGCCGAAACCAUCAGGAUUCCCACGCCGGACGGUGAAACCCUCCAUGCCUACCUCCUGCGUCCUUCCGAUCCUUCGUUGAGAAAAAACAUCACAUUGUUGACAUUUCACGGGAACGCUGGCAACAUCGGCCACCGCCUUCCCAUUGGCAAAGUCCUCUCCCAGAAUCUGGGCUGUCAUGUCUUCAUGGUCGAAUAUCGGGGUUAUGGGUUUUCGACUGGCACACCCAGCGAGGAGGGACUGUCCAUCGAUGGGCAGGCUGCCCUCGACUUUGUGCGCGAGCAUGCAGAGCUGAGAAAGACCAACAUUGUCCUAUACGGCCAAAGUCUGGGUGGCGCCCUUGCCGUCAAGCUGCUGCAGGCAAAUUAUCAAGUUGGCGACAUUUCCGCAGUCAUCUUGGAGAAUACCUUCUUGUCUAUUCGCAAAUUGAUCCCGUCGAUCAUGCCAGCAGCGAAAUACCUUUCAUACCUCUGUCACCAGCGAUGGGACUCGGAACAAAGCUUGGCCAAGGUGCAAGAUACUGGAAUUCCCGUUCUGUUUCUUUCUGGUCUGCGGGAUGAAAUUGUCCCACCAUCCAUGAUGAAGGCCCUGUUCGAUCAAUGCCCCACCACAAAAGUCUGGAAAGAAUUCCCUGACGGGGACCACAAUUCGACCGUUGCCGAGCCAGGCUACUUCGAGGCGAUCUGGAAUUUCCUAGUCCAGGACGUGCUGAGAAGCCCACGCGAAGAGAAGAUGAGGAAAGCGGAGCUCGACGUUGACAGCGAUGACUUAAGGAGUGAACCUGUCGGUGCAUGA